Molecule: messenger RNA, 1446 nt
Organism: Naegleria fowleri
Lineage: Eukaryota; Heterolobosea; Eutetramitea; Acrasida; Naegleriidae
Exons: 2
Coding region: 1-1446 (481 amino acids)
Biological process (GO): tRNA modification; mRNA pseudouridine synthesis
Cellular component (GO): mitochondrion
Molecular function (GO): RNA binding; pseudouridine synthase activity
Source: RefSeq, a predicted model, not a curated record
AUGAAUCCAUUCAAAAAUAUUUUGCGUUUCCGAUUGGUGGGCUCAAAAUUGUUGCAUCCAAAGACAACCACCAUUCUCCAAGAUACCUUCUUUUCGAAUGUUGUUCGAACACAUCAACCAUCCAGUAAUUCAAAAAGAUCCAUCAUCAGAUUCACUGGUUUAGCACAUCCACCACCACAACAGGAUUCUCACAUGACCUCCUCCUCCUCCUCUUCCGAUACUACCCAUCCUCCAACUACCACUCCUAGCACCACCACCAAUCUGACCACCACCACCACCAAUAGUAUGACCACCUCCACGACAUACAAAGGACCAGCUCGUAAUGCUCAUUCUCUCUUUCAAUCUUCUUCCUUUCUUCAGAAAUAUGCUUCUCAUCAUUCCGAAAUUGAAUGGAUCAAGACACCUAUGGUAGAUUGUGCACUUUUGAAUUCUUCAAAAUAUUUCACAUCUGUGAGUGCAUUUAGAGAGUUUCUGUAUGAUGAAAAUAUGUCAUGUGUGAUACCCAUGUAUAAACCGAGAGGAAUUUCUUCACAAUCAUUUAUUGUGGAAUUUAAAAAGAAAUUUAAUUUGGAUAAAAGAAUGAGAAUUGGACAUUCUGGAAGUUUAGAUCCGUUGGCAUAUGGAUUGUUACUUUUAGGUGUAAAUGGUCAAGGAACCAAAGCGUUAAAUUACAUCCAAGAUUCUAAUUACAAAGUUUAUGAAUUUAUCAUUCAAUGUGGUUCUUGUACUCCAUCCUAUGAUGCACAAACAAUUCAAUUCGCUAAACAUUGUCACAAUUAUAAAUAUUUCUUUGAAAAGAAUUGUCAAAGUAUUGAACAAGUGAAUGCAAAGAUUGAAGAAUAUUUGAAAGAGAGAAAUAAUUAUUUAAUUCAAAAUACUCCUGUCUUUAGUGCAGUAAAAAAGGGAGGAAAAAGAUUAGCAAAAUAUGGACAUCAGAAAUUAGAAAAAUUAGAAAGAAUCAUGUUUCAAGAUGGUCAUCAGAAGCAACAACAGAAACACCACCACCACCACCCUCAUGAAACGAUCAAGUCCAUUCAAGAAGAACAUCAAUUCUUCUUAGAUCCCAUAGGAAUGAAACAUCCAUCCACUACUGAGAAUUCAACCAUUCAAAAUGAUCCAAGUCAGGUCCUCAUUGAAUUCCAUGAUCAAGAUUCUUCAAUGAUGAUUGAAUUUAAUAAUAGUAAUGGUGGUAUGUACAAUGAAGAAGAACACAUUCCAAAACGUCAUAUUCGAAUUGAUCGAUUGGAAUGCACUGGCAUUGACAAGGAAAAGGGUCAAUUAUCAUUUUCAUGUACAUGUAGCACAGGAACAUAUAUUCGAGUAUUGGGAUAUGAGUUGAGUCAUUUAUUGGAAGUAUGUGGAGCCUAUGUGAUUGAAUUGCAUCGAUCACAAAUUGGCAAGUUAUCAACCAUGCUUCGAUUGGAGGAUUUAGGAAAUCAUCCCUAA